AUGUCACCCUCCCUCAUCCAUCCUCUGUCGUCCAUCAAGGCGCUCACGUUCGACGUCUUUGGCACCGUCGUCAACUGGCGCCUCUCCGUCGUCGACGAACUCAGCCUCCGCGCCCAUCGCAAACUCAACAGCCUACCGGAUGACGCGCCCCUCCGAGACCGUCUGUCGUCGGUGGACUGGUCGCGCUUCGCACAGCAAUGGCGGGACGCGUACGGCCGCUUCACACAGGGGUACGACCCGGCGCGGGAUACCUGGAAGUCCGUGGACGAGCACCAUCGAGACAGCCUCGUGGAGCUGCUGGGGGAGUAUCGCCUCGAGGACCUGUACACGGACGCGGAGAUUGCGUCUCUGAGCCUGGUAUGGCACAGACUCACGCCGUGGGACGACUCGUCCGCUGGGCUUCAGACGCUCAACAGUCAUCGCAUUAUCACCUCCACGCUGUCCAACGGCAACACGUCGCUCCUGCAGGAUCUUGCGGACUUUGGGUCGCUGCCGUUUCAGCAUCUGCUGUCGGCAGAGACGUUCAAGGCGUAUAAGCCCAACCCGGCCACCUAUCAGGGUGCAGCCCGAGCGCUUGGGGUCGACGUUGGCGAGGUGGCCAUGGUGGCAGCGCAUCUCAAUGACCUCAAGGCCGCCAGGGACUGUGGCAUGAAGACCAUCUAUGUGCAGAGGGCACAAGAAGAGGCAUGGAACGAGGACGAUGAGAGGUACAAGGAGGCCAAGGAAUGGGUGGACAUGUGGGUUGCACAGGAUGCGGGUGGCUUCGAGGAGGUCGCGCGACUGCUGUCAGAGCUGAGGUGA
Molecule: messenger RNA, 801 nt
Organism: Emericellopsis cladophorae
Lineage: Eukaryota; Fungi; Ascomycota; Sordariomycetes; Hypocreales; Bionectriaceae
Product: haloacid dehalogenase type II
Exons: 1
Coding region: 1-801 (266 amino acids)
Molecular function (GO): hydrolase activity, acting on halide bonds, in C-halide compounds
Source: RefSeq, a predicted model, not a curated record